This is a messenger RNA of Haemonchus placei, 321 nucleotides long. The record is from the annotation of a GenBank genome assembly. NCBI's taxonomy places the organism in Eukaryota, Metazoa, Nematoda, Chromadorea, Rhabditida, Trichostrongylidae.
AUGAGGAGAGGUCAUUCCAUAUUUCGGAUCGUUCGCGAGGCUCUCAAAAUUUCUUGUCAAUUAAGAUACGUCGGACCAGCCCCACGUCGCAUCUUGACUGCCGGUUUCACAUCGUCGUUAGCGUUGUCAUUUUUCUCGUCUUCAUCUCAUCCCCAAGUGGAUGAAUCUAAACCAGCAAAUUUUGACAUCAUUGUUCGAGAGGCGGACGCGCUCUACGAUAGCUAUCUUAUUGAUAAUGCAUACAGCAUUUUGAAAAGGUUGGUCUCGUUCUCACGAUCUUUUUAUGUCUUCCACGUUGCCAGCCGUUUUUACACUAUAUAA